AUGAAUCAGCCCCCUUCUCUUCCAGUUCCCGCUUCCCCUCCGUCCAAGCGUACCAGGGUACACUUAGUAUCGGAUUCAGAGGAAGAAACCGGGUACCCUUCAGACGAUCUGGAGGAUCAGAUCCCCCCGUCGGUGUCAGAGGAGCCUAGGAAAUACCUGUUUUCCUCGGAUCAGCUGGACUCGCUCCUUACUGCAGUAAGGCAGACCAUGGCAGUGGAGGAGGAGGAGCCGAAACGUUCUAUACAGGACGAGAUGUUCGGCGGAUUAAGGGCCAGGAAAAGAAAGAUUUUCCCGGUGAAUUCUUACCUUCAAGAUCUGAUCAAAGAGGAAUGGGAAGAAGGUGACAAAAAACUCUAUAUUCCCAGAGAAUUCAAGAGCAGACUGGCCUUCAAUCCAGAGGAGACUAAACUUUGGGAUGAAAUUCCAAAAGUCGACAUCCAGGUGGCCAAGGUGGUGAAGAAGACAUCUAUUCCAUUCGAGGAUUCUUCACAAUUAAAAGAUCCCAUGGACCGGAAAAUGGAUGGACUCCUGAAGAAGGCCUGGGAAUCCUCAGCGGCCACUAUUAAUGCUAACAUUUCAGCAACCUCAGUGGCUCGAGCAAUGUGCUUAUGGCUGGAGCAACUGGAGGAGCAUCUCAAGAUAAAGACCUCCAGGGAGGAAAUUCUUGAGUCCUUACCCUUAUUAAAAUUUGCUGCAUCCUUCAUGGCGGACGCCUCAGAGCUCAGGCCCAAAUAAGCAAUGACAUCAGGCCAGUAGGGGGCAGGCUCCGCUUAUUUUGGGAAUCCUGGACUCGGAUUACCCAAAACCAGUGGAUCCUAAAGACCAUCCGAG
This is a messenger RNA of Bufo gargarizans (Asiatic toad), 831 nucleotides long. RefSeq lists its product as uncharacterized. The transcript is spliced from 2 exons. The coding region runs from base 1 to 735 and encodes 244 amino acids. NCBI's taxonomy places the organism in Eukaryota, Metazoa, Chordata, Amphibia, Anura, Bufonidae. The record is from RefSeq and is a predicted model, not a curated record.